GAAAUCAACGUUAAGAUGGAGGAAGAGAUGGAGGAUCAGCGCAGACUGAUGGAUUUUACCCGGAUACCGAAGAUCAUCUUACACCGGAUAGAUCUCUCACAGUGCUGGGUGUGUAAAGAGGAGGAGGUUCUCAAUGAAUUCAGCAACCAGGAGACUAAGUCCACUUCAGAUAUAGAAGAACCAGAACAUCAAGAGUCCAAAGAGGAAGAGAAGCAACUCUGCAUCAGUCAGGAUGAAGAGCAUCUUGUGCUGAAACAGGAGACUGAUGACAUUUUGGUGAAUCCUCUUAAUGUGCAAAGAAUCCACAAUGAAACAGAACCACAGAGGAACCAACUCAUCUCUCAUGGCUCUCCUGAGGAUGAGAACCAGGAUCAGGAAGGCAGCAAUUCUGAAGACCCAGGAAAAGAGAGAAAGGAAGAACAGAAACAAAAGGAGAGAUUUGAGAACAUCAAAGAGCAGAAAAGCAGAACCUACACUGAAAAGCAAAAAAAGCACAAGAAAGCUCACGCAGAGCAAAAAUUAUAUUCUUGUAAAAUUUGUGAUAAAACCUUUUCUCGAAAUCGUAACUUGAUGGUACACGUGAAAACUCACACAGGAGAAAAACCUUUCACUUGUUCAAUCUGUGGAAAACGUUUCAAACAAAAAGGACAUUUAACUCAGCACAUGAGAAUUCACACAGGUGAGAAGCCUUUCUCUUGUGGGACCUGUGGAAAAAGCUUCUCUCGAAAAGCUCAAUUAGAUUAUCACAUGAUAAUUCACACUGGUGAGAAGCCUUUCUCAUGUGGGAGCUGUGGAAAAGGUUUCAACGAUAAAGGCCAAUUAAAUGUACAUAUGAGAAUUCACACAGGUGAGAAGCCUUUCUCCUGUGGGACUUGUGGAAAGAGUUUCACCCAUAAGGGCAGUUUAGAUGUUCACAUGAGAAUUCACAGAGGUGAGAAGCCUUUCUCCUGUGGGUCCUGUGGAAAGCGUUACAGUGAAAGAGGGAAUUUAACUCGGCACAUGAGAAUUCACACAGGUGAGAAGUCUUUCUCCUGUGGAACCUGUGGAAAAGGUUUCUCUAUAAAAAGUAAUUUAAAAGUUCAUGUGAAAAUUCACACUGGUGAGAAGCCUUUCUCUUGUGGGGCUUGUGGAAAGAGUUACAGUGAUAGAGGGACGUUAACUCAGCACAUGAGAAUUCACACAGGUGAGAAGCCUUUCUCUUGUGGAACCUGUGGAAAAGGUUACAGUGACAGAAGGACUUUAAUUCAGCACAUGAGAAUUCACACAGGUGAGAAGCCUUUCUCUUGUGGGACCUGUGGAAAAAGUUUCACCUGGAAAACAACUUUAAAUAAUCAUAUGAGAAUUCACACAGGUGAGAAGCCUUUCUCUUGUGGAACCUGUGGAAAAGGUUACAGUGACAGAAGGACUUUAAUUCAGCACAUGAGAAUUCACACAGGAGAGAAGCCUUUCUCAUGUGGGAACUGUGGGAAGAAUUACCGUCUAAGAACGACUUUAACUCAUCACAUGAGAAGUCACACAGGAGAGAAGCCUUUCUCUUGUGGGACCUGUGGAAAGAGUUACAGUGAAAGAUACAAUUUAACUCGUCACAUGAGAAGUCACACAGGUGAGAAGCCUUUCUCAUGUGGGACCUGUGGGAAAGGUUUCUCUCGAAAAGAUAAAUUAAAUAAUCAUGAGAAGUCACACACAUGAGAAGCUUUUCUCCUAUGGGACCUGUGGAAAAAGUUUCAGGAUGAAAAGACAAUUACUUAAACACAUGAACAUUCAUGUGGGUGCGAAACAGUGAUGUGCGGUGAGGUUCAUAGCUGGUGAGGCACUGCCUUAUGAUGUAUAAAUACAGACACCAUGCAUGUUAUUGUUUACGUACAGACAUUUUGCGCAUGCAUACAACGCUGGAGGGCAAAAAGACAAUUCUUUUACAUGUCUUCCAUAGCUGCGUUUACUAGAUGUAACUUAGAAAUGUAGGUAUUAUGGGUUGUUGUUAUGUUGCUGUACAGUGUUUUAAGAUCUUGUUCAAUGUGCCCCUUUUUAACUUUGAACCCCUGCCCCUUCAAAGGUCUCUGCACGGCCCUGUUCAUAUGUAUGGUAAGAUGUAUUAUUUUUACCCCCUAGCUUGGUAGUCCCCAGAGUGCUAAUGUUGUUAGCAGCUAACUUAGUGUUGAGUCCUGGACAGAAAAUAUGUUUAUUCAGUGGGACUUCCAUGUUAAAAAAAGCUGAAUAAAUUAAAUAUAACUUACUCAGCCAUACAGGGUAUGGCUGGGUAGCCAUAGACAUCCUGAUGUCUAUGGCUACCUUGUCUUGACCACCCUUGAUGGGGGUCAGGACAUCCUGACCCCCAUCAGAAUGUCUUGCAGCAUCCGAGUCACAUGUCUGAAGCCCAGAAAUAGAACGCUGUGAUGUUUGUUUGAAA
This is a messenger RNA of Xiphophorus hellerii (green swordtail), 2407 nucleotides long. RefSeq names its product gastrula zinc finger protein XlCGF57.1-like. The coding region runs from base 16 to 1689 and encodes 557 amino acids. Gene Ontology annotation, cellular component: nucleus. The record is from RefSeq and is a predicted model, not a curated record. The transcript is spliced from 4 exons. Lineage: Eukaryota; Metazoa; Chordata; Actinopteri; Cyprinodontiformes; Poeciliidae. Gene Ontology annotation, biological process: regulation of transcription by RNA polymerase II. Gene Ontology annotation, molecular function: DNA-binding transcription factor activity, RNA polymerase II-specific; RNA polymerase II cis-regulatory region sequence-specific DNA binding.